CACAACCCGCAUUGUACCAUUUAAAAAAAAAAAAUCAUUAGAACUAGAUAAGAGGCAUGUUUCAGAGGACAGUGCUCCAGUUGGCCUGUUUCUGAUGGCUAUUAACCAAUAAAACUGUUCUCCUGCUUCUGGGGAAAAUAAGCAGCAAUGGAAAAGUAAUAAUGAUUUUGGAGCAUAAUUCAAUAGCCAGGACAGCCAAGGAGACCCAAGAGAGUAAAAGAGGAACGCCGAGGGGCGGGGCUCCAGGGUUCUGGGGCGGAGCUCCCGGGAGACUUGCAGCUGGGGCCGGCUUGCUCCUCCGUAGUUCUCUGGGCCGGCGGCGGUGUGGACGGGCGAAGUGGGCCGCCACCUGCCAGAGCUAGCGAGCUUAGAGCUGAGAGGUACGUCGGGAUGAGACCUGGAGAGGAGCGGCCCUUGGAGGGUGACGCACGCGAUGGCGUCUCCGAGUUGGAGCUGUUGGAGCCGCUGAAGCUGCGCGCGGCGGAGCGCAUCGACGAGGCAGCCGAGCGGCUGCGGGCCCUGAGCCGCGCCAUCUGGAGCGAGCCCGAGCUGGCCUACGAGGAGCACCAUGCCCAUGGCGUGCUGACGAGCUUCUUCGAGCAGGAGCCGCCGGCCGCGUCCUGGGCGGUGCAGCGGCACUACAAGCUGCCUACGGCCUUCCGCGCCGAGUGGGCGCCGCCCGGGAGCCGCACGCCGGGCGCUGAAGCGCGCGCCCUGCAGCUGGGCUUCCUCUGUGAGUACGACGCGCUGCCCGGCAUCGGCCACGCCUGCGGCCACAACCUCAUCGCCGAGGUCGGGGCGGCGGCCGCGCUGGGCCUGAGGGCUGCCCUGGAGAGCCUCCCCGGGCCGCCGCCAGUGAAGGUAAUUGUCUUGGGAACCCCUGCAGAAGAAGAUGGUGGUGGCAAAAUUGAUUUAAUUGAAGCCGGUGCUUUUAAAAACCUUGAUGUUGUUUUUAUGGCCCAUCCAUCCCAAGAGAAUGCUGCUUAUCUCCUGGAUGUGGCUGAACAUGAUGUGACUGUGAAAUACUAUGGAAAAGCAUCUCAUGCUGCUGCUUAUCCUUGGGAAGGAGUAAAUGCCUUGGACGCUGCUGUUCUUGCCUACAACAAUCUGUCUGUGUUAAGACAACAAAUUAAACCAACCUGGAGAGUUCAUGGUAUAAUAAAAAAUGGUGGUGUAAAACCCAAUAUCAUUCCCUCUUAUUCUGAAUUAAUCUAUUACUUCCGUGCACCCUCAAUGAAAGAACUUCAAGUUUUGACCAAAAAGGCAGAAGAUUGCUUCAGAGCUGCAGCUUUGGCCACAGGGUGCACAGUAGAAAUUAAAAGUGGAACACAUGAUUAUUACAAUGUUCUUCCCAAUAAGAGCCUAUGGAAAACUUAUAUGGAAAAUGGAAAAAAACUGGGUAUAGAAUUCAUUUCAGAAGAUGCAAUGUUGAAUGGCCCUUCAGGAUCUACUGAUUUUGGAAAUGUUACUUUUGUGGUUCCUGGAAUUCAUCCAUAUUUUUACAUCGGAUCUGAGGCCUUGAAUCAUACUGAACAAUACACGGAAGCUGCAGGAUCACAAGAAGCUCAGUUCUAUGCUUUACGUGUGGCCAAAGCUCUGGCAAUGACUGCAUUGGACGUUAUUUUUAAACCAGGGUUGCUGGAAAGAAUCAGAGAGGACUUUAGAUUGAAACUUCAAGAAGAACAGUUUUUAAAUACAGUAGAAUAAAAGGGAGACUUAUAAGUCAUUUAUGAGUCAAGAGGAAAUGAUAAUUUUUCUUUAAUCUUUUUAAAGAAAAUGUGUUUAUUUUUUAUUCUUAAAGACAUCAAAUUUAUGUGAUAAGGACAGGAUGUGGAGAAAACACUCAUAUCUAAAAUGGAAAUAUUUGCAGGUCUAUACUUGCUGGAAUUGUAAUAUUUCAGGAGUUGGUAUGUGAAACCAUUUCCUAAAGAAGCUAGAUGAUACAUGAUUUAUCAUUGAUAAUAUUUUAUAAAUUUAUAUAAUGUGUAUUUGUAAAGGUCUAAGGAAUUUCAAAACUUGAAUUGACACCUAUGAUACAGUUUUAUGGUAUAAGUGGUAAACAUAUUCUCUGAAGUAGUUUUUAAGUUCAUGUUUUAAAUUUAGGCAAAGUUUGUUUCAAAUAUCUGACUACAGUUGUUUUGCUUUAGAAGAAUUCUUUGUAAUAAAAGUAGGCUUUUAAUCAGAAAUGCUUGUGGGAAACAGCUAGAAACUCAGGUACAAAGAAUAAGCUUUGGUUUUACCAUUUGAAGGAAAAUGAGAAUGUUCUUUUUUUUUUUUCUUUUUACAUGUAGUUAACGCUAAGAAGUGGCAUUAAAGUAAUUCCUAAUGCAAUGUAUGGUAACAGGAAAAAUUACAGACAAACAGGAUUGGACUUCCUAUAAGGUGUUUGUGUAGUAGCCCUGAUGUUCUAGGAGAACUUGAAAGAGAAACACUGGCUAGCACCUGCUUUACUCUCUGAAAUCUUUGAUGACCCCCAGUAGUGCCUUCUACUUGGAAGCCAGCCUGGCUCACCUGACUGCACAGAAUUCUGAGGCUCCUUAAACCUCAUGCUAGCCCAAUAUUUAUUAAAAAUUAUAAGUUUUUCAUGGUUCCUUAGAGUGAACUUCUUGAACAUGAUAAAAGGAUGUGAAAAAAAUAUCUAGUAAAACAUAUUUUAUGCUGUGAUUAGAGUAAAACUCUGCUAUACUUUAUUGUAAAGGGAGGUCUUGGAUAGAAAUGAAAGAGGAAGGAAAGUGUGCAUUUGUCUUUUCUGGUAUAAGCAAAUCAUUUGGGACCUCUGAUCUGCCAGUUUGCCACUUGGAAAGUUAGAUGAGAUCACCUCUUCUUACAGUGUUCAGAUAACUCCUAAUUCCUAUUCUAUCUGAAAUUAUUUAGAAAGAGGGGUUGUAUUUGGAAGGGUUAAUAGUUAAGAAUUACUUUUCUUUCAUAUUGGGGUCUGUAGACAACAGCCUGAUUAAACAAACACCUUUUUUAUACAAUCAGUAUGCUAAGAAUAGUUUUUAUAUUUUUAAAUACUGUAAAAACAAAAGCAACAGAUUGGAUGAUGUAACCUGCAAACCCUAAAAUAUUUAUUAUCUGGCCCUUAAUUUAAAAAGCUGGCCAGCCCUUGUUCUGUAUAGUAAAAUAAAACCAAUUUCUCUUUGAUGUA
This is a messenger RNA of Heterocephalus glaber (naked mole-rat), 3148 nucleotides long. RefSeq names its product peptidase M20 domain containing 2 (gene Pm20d2). The record is from RefSeq and is a predicted model, not a curated record. NCBI's taxonomy places the organism in Eukaryota, Metazoa, Chordata, Mammalia, Rodentia, Bathyergidae. Gene Ontology annotation, molecular function: dipeptidase activity.